AAGAAAUGAUUUAGCAUGCCGAUCUCUUUCUAAAGUUUCUCAAUAAGAGAUGCGUACGGCAGACUAAAUUUUGCACAAUGAUAUGUCGAAUAAUUUCAGUGAAAAUUUUUCUCCUCCUGAAUUUCUUUACUUCUAGCUUUGGUCUGUUUAAUGUAUCUCUAUCUACAAUUUUCAACGAAAACAAACCUCUUGUGGGGUUUGCGUUGACUACUUUUGAAAAAAUAUUGAAUCCGAAGGCUGCUCCGACAAGCCUGAACACUGCGGGCUUCACGUCAAAACUGACUAAACUCCUGGCCAGGGUGAAGCAUAUUCCGCCUCAAGUUUACUUCACUACACACCAGCACAUUCUUCAACAUGGCUACCCAGCGGAGGAACACUUCGUGGUCACGCCAGACGGUUACAUUCUGACCGUGAACCGCAUCGCCGGACCACGUCACUCGCGGGGCAGAAGUCGCUCCCCCGACGUGGUGCUCUUGAUGACUUCAGUCAUCAGUUCUUCGUCAGACUUCAUUUUGGACGCUCCAGACUCACUAGGAUACGUGCUGGCGGAUGCAGGUUACGAUGUUUGGCUUGGAAGCAACCGAGGCACACGAGAAGGCCGCAACCACACGCGCCUCAACCCAGACAAGGACAAACGUUUUUGGAACUUCAGUCUGGACGAAAUCGCGCGCUACGACUACCCGGCCCUUGCCUCGUACAUCACACGCCAUGCGGGGGUCGAGCGUUUCUUCUUCGUCGGGUUUUCUGCCGCCAACCGAUGCCUCUUCAUGUCGGCCUCUCUACCGAACAGCUUCAUGAAUAAGAUUCGCAUGGUUGUGAGCUUGGCACCGAUGAUCGGAACUGAGAACCCUUCUUUAUUCAUGAAAUUUUUUUCCAAGUUCAUUGAUGAUGACAUUGUGCAAGGAGUUCUGGAGCAGUUCAAUGGAGGACAAUUUUAUCACGGCAACGACUUCAUGAAAUCCCUGCUUUACAUCGCAUGCAGCGACCGCAGCAAACUACGCCCGAUCUGCCUUUAUUUUACAAAAUUUACUGGUGGAGUGCACAAGGGAUAUCUAGGAAAGGAUAGGCUCGCAUUUGGCCUCAACAGCGCCCUGUCGGGAGCCUCAAACAAAGCAAUCGAACAUAUCACACAGAUAAACCUUACUCCUGACUUACGGAUGUACAGCUACGGAGCCGGCAACAUGGCUGUGUACGGCACCGAAACGUCCCCAGUCUACAACCUCUCGCUCGUCUCAGCUCCUAUUGCUCUCGUCGUCAGCCCCAAAGACCAAGUCACACACAUCAGAGACCUGGCGUAUUUGAGGAAGUCAUUGCCGAAUGUUGUGGCUACCCACGUCGUCCAGCAGCGCGACUACGGCCAUCUCGACUUGAUUUAUGCCGAUAACGCAAGAAAGUCCGUCUACGAUAACGUCUUGCAGUUAAUGAGACAAUAUUAGAUCAAAUUUUACUAAUAUUAAGUAACUUGAGCUAAAAUUCUGAGGAAUUUUAGUGGUGAUAAAUUGAUGGUCACUGUCAAUUGUGGCGAUUGAUCAUCGCUGAUUUUUGCCGCAACGAUAUUUAUACUGAAACAAUUAGUCAAUGAAAAAUAUGAGAUGACAAAAAUUUUUCAUUACAUCUCAAUUUAUCACAGAAAUAAUGCGUGCUGAGACUAUUUGCGGCAAUCAAGUGGAGAUGUCUAACUCAUAUCAAGUCUCUUUCUACCUCUAACGAAGUACACUUGACCUAUAUGCUGAUUUUCGCUUCGUUAUACGAAAUGAUAAGUUUUAGAGCGCUGGAGAGCUUUUCCUCCAGCUAUAAUUUAUACAAUUCCGAACGUAUGUCAAGGACGCCGGCAUCACACCAGAGCGGCGCGGCAUUCGCUGCUAGACAUCAAGCACCGUCGGUCCAGUGCAGGUGCCUUCCAUUUGUAGCAUUUCGUCUCAAAAGAUCUCUCUAGGAUACCAGCAAUUUAAUCUUACCGUCUUUAGCAACUUUCAUGUGUUUUUCAAACGUUAUAAGCACUUCGAAUUUUUACAUUUUUACGUGAACACUUGACGGUAAUUGAACUCCAGUUCAAGUCGAGUUCCAUCGUUGAUGUUUGUUUAUAUCCAAUUAACACUUGAUACUUCUUUUGAUAAAGAGAAUUACGACCUGACGAUCGUCAACGCCAGGUCGCAAACGUUAUUAUUAUGUUUUCUUAAUGACGUAAUUAUUUUGUUUUGAAGAAUGUUUGAAGAGUGGUAGAAAUAGUUGAUUGCAGUAUGGACAAGAAGUGCUACAGAUGUAAUCACUAGUGUGUACAAAGAUAAUCAAAUUUUGAACGUUGUGUCCAGCGAGAGUUUCACUGCCAUCCUUGCUUAAAGCAUGUUAUUUAAAAUAAUAAUUAUCCUAAUCCACGAUAAAUUAUCGAGAAAAGAGUCAGGAAUUAUAGAACCAUGUGAUUUAUUAUCUUAGAAAGUCUUCAUUAAAUUUCCAAGCCUGAAACAGUAAAAAAAGAUAAAAAUUAAAUCCAUUUUACUCAAUUGUUCACACCCAGAAGGGUCUUGUUUAAGCUUAUAUAUAUAUUGGAAACGUUAUAAAAUUUAUUUCUGAAAAUUUUCAGGAAGAGCUCAUAUGUAUACUAAUAAUUUAUCUGCCUUAGGUACAAUUACAUUUUAUUUGCUUGGUAAGGCGCAUAACAAUGAACAUUAUACUUGGUCUGCAAAAAAUUUUAAACAGCAGCACGAUGGAGAAAAGUAAAGUUAUUAAAAAAUGUUGUUUUACCCUUCGAAACAACCACUCGCGUCACAGCUCCAAAAAUAUUUAUUUAAUAAUUGAUAGUUCUAAUUUUUAAAGGGGAAACGCAAUAAAGUGAACUUCUACAUUAAGUGAUAAAUCUUAUAGUUAAUCACAGUCGUCACUGAUGAUAUUCAAGUCGAUGUCUACUAUUGAACUGAAAAAUCAUCCCAAAUCGAAGCCUGCUGUGGCCUGAGUCCAAACACCCAACCCAAGGCACAUAUAGUCAAGGUUUCCUAAUGGAAACCUCCCUGUUUACCUUGACAUCGAUAAGGCACAUGCAGAACUGGAUUUAAAGGUCAAAUUUUCAUCGAAGUUUCUGAACAUAACUCAUAUAUCGUGCAUAAAU
Messenger RNA from Hyalella azteca, 3103 nucleotides. Its product is annotated as lipase member N. Gene Ontology annotation, biological process: lipid metabolic process. The record is from RefSeq and is a predicted model, not a curated record. Gene Ontology annotation, molecular function: hydrolase activity, acting on ester bonds. The transcript is spliced from 9 exons. The coding region runs from base 78 to 1436 and encodes 452 amino acids. Lineage: Eukaryota; Metazoa; Arthropoda; Malacostraca; Amphipoda; Hyalellidae.